UUUGCAGGUCAACCAGUAGGGGGCAGCAGAGACCCUCCGAGCCAUCUUGUCAACCUGAUUUCUCAACAGGAAGAAGAACAGCAGGAAGCGUCAGCAAACAGAAAUGGCUACAGGAGUGGAUCAAGCAGUUGGCAUGAGUCUUGUUGUCUUCAGCCUCCUCCUGUUCACCUACUACUCAGUCUGGGUCAUCAUCCUGCCUUUCGUGGACAGUGAUCACGUACUGCACAAGUAUUUUCUUCCUCGGGAAUACUCAGUCAUUCUGCCCGGCAUUGCAGCAGUAAUACUGCUCCUCUGUAUAGGGGCCUUCACUGCAGUUAUCAUGUGGAAGAAUCGCAAGCCAAAAAAAGUGGACUAAUCUCAGGAUGUUGGACUGCUGUGGAUUAUGGGAAAAUAGCCUUGACUCAAAACCGUCUCUAGUGGCCCUGACGUUAAUGCUCACAGAAUGAGAAUUGUACAAAAGAAAGUUUCCUGAUAUUUAUUUUAUAUUUUGGUUCUAUUUCCAGUUCAGUUCAAGUUGAUAAUUAGAAAUCAGCUACUGUGUUUUAAAGCUGCUAUGUGUCGAAUUUGAAAACAGUGAGUGGUAGAUUAUAAAAAGACACUGAGAAUGAAUAUUGUGAAAACAAAAUAUAGCCUGCAACAAUGAGAAUAACUUAAAGAUCCCAUUAAAAGAAAUACGACACAAAAUGACUUUAAAUGUGUCCAAAGCUUAUGAAAUUGCUCACUGUUACUAUGACUGGACUGUAGUGUUCAGAUCGGUCACAAUGUUCUCUCCUUUAGUAGGCAGUACACAGUGUUAACAGGAAUUCAUUUAGUUGAAGGGUUUAUGUUAAUGCCAUAUUUAAUAGACCAUUAGGAUUUCAUCGGGAUCAGGUAGAUAAUGCCUCAUAUAAACUAACUACUGCAAAAGGGAGAGCUUAUGUCAGUAUCUUGAACUUCACAGUUGUCUCAAUAGUCUGAUGUUACUUUUACCUAAUCAGACCAAAUUUUAGAAAACCCUGAUUAUAAGAAGACAGUCCCCUUGACAGUGAACAUUAAGGCUUCAAACAACCCAUAAUGCAUCACUCUCUGUAGGAGCCGGUGUUACACCAGUACUAAAACAAUCUGAUGCGAAUACAUAAAUGUAUUGUCCUCAAUAUAUAUAAUACGACCCUCCCUAUUUAAAACUUACUUUCUAGAAUUUAUUAUGUUUGGGCUAAUAUGACAAUUGACAGUAAUAUGGCAGGAUGGAAGGAGGUGGAAUAUAUGUCACUGUGUAAAGAAAUGACAGAAUUCCGACUUUAUUGAAAACAGCAUUGGUCUUAAAUUCUGUAAAUACUGUGACAAUGUGUCCAUUUUUGUAGUCUGUGAAAGUAUGAAGUAAUGUUUUUUUGGAUGCAAACCAGAAUUUUAUUUGAUACGAACUGUAUCAGUAACAGUAAGGCUGGUAAUGGGGCCAGUGGUCCAUUUUCUUUGAUUAAUAAAUUGCUGAUGCUAAUUACAAA
Perca flavescens (yellow perch) is the source of this 1481-nucleotide messenger RNA. RefSeq names its product dolichyl-phosphate mannosyltransferase subunit 2, regulatory (gene dpm2). Gene Ontology annotation, cellular component: dolichol-phosphate-mannose synthase complex; endoplasmic reticulum membrane. The record is from RefSeq and is a predicted model, not a curated record. NCBI's taxonomy places the organism in Eukaryota, Metazoa, Chordata, Actinopteri, Perciformes, Percidae. The transcript is spliced from 4 exons. Gene Ontology annotation, molecular function: enzyme regulator activity. The coding region runs from base 104 to 355 and encodes 83 amino acids. Gene Ontology annotation, biological process: GPI anchor biosynthetic process; dolichol phosphate mannose biosynthetic process.